Brenthis ino (lesser marbled fritillary) is the source of this 1116-nucleotide messenger RNA. The record is from the annotation of a GenBank genome assembly. Lineage: Eukaryota; Metazoa; Arthropoda; Insecta; Lepidoptera; Nymphalidae.
AUGGUGAAAGCACUUAAAUAUGUCGUUAAGAACCAUUUCACUGGUGCUCCUAAACGAUCUGACUAUGAAAUAGUAGAAUACGAUCUACCUCCUCUACAGAACGGGGAAAUAUUACUAAAGACAGAGUGGGUUAGCGUGGAUCCAUAUUUGAGGGCGUAUAAUUCACUUCAAAAGGUUCCAUACGACCAGUUCAGUUUCCAAGUUGGUAUCGUCAAAGAAACUAAGGACCCACAUUUUCCAGUGGGAACUAAAGUAGUCACUCACAAUGGCUGGUGUGACUACUCGAUAGCGAAAAAUAUUAAAGAUGAGAAGACAGGGGGGCAGAAAAUAACUAAACUACCAGAUUUACAGGGAUUACCAGAGUCUUUAGGAAUUGGGGCCGUAGGAAUGCCAGGGGCAACUGCUUAUUUUGGAUUUCUUGAAAUCUGCCAGCCUAAAGCUGGUGAAACAGUGGUCGUUACCGGUGCUGCCGGGGCUGUAGGAAGUCUUGUAGGACAGAUCGCCAAAAUAAAAGGUUGUAAAGUCAUCGGUUUCACGGGAUCAGAUAAAAAAGCGCAAUGGCUGGAAAAAGAGUUAGGAUUUGACAAGGCCAUCAAUUAUAAGACUGAGGAUGCACAAACUACCCUAAAAGCAGCCGCUCCAGAUGGUGUAGACUGUUACUUUGACAACGUUGGGGGAGAACUUAGCAGUAUUAUUAUUGGGCAAAUGAAUGUACGAGGCAGAGUAUCAGUCUGUGGUAGCAUAAGCUCUUAUAAUGCUGACCCAUCUAAAAUGCCGAAAGCGACAAUUUUGCAACCAUCUUUAGUUUUCAAGCAGUUAAAGAUGGAAGGAUUCAUAGUAUGGCGUUGGGUGGACCGUUUUCCGGAAGCAUUUGAACAACUAGUAGCGUGGAUCAAAAACGGUCAGUUGAAAGCUCCAGAACAUGUGACUGAGGGUUUCGAUAAGCUCUUUGAUGCAUUUACCGGUAUGUUAGCAGGAGAGAAUACUGAAGGUUUUAUUACCAUUAUACGGGCUUCAACCAAUGAUCGCCGUGGGGCCGUUAUUAUUCUUAAGCGAUCUUCGUCCGACGACGCGACGACUCUAGUCUCUAGUAUACAGGAGAGCGGGCUAAAGUAC